CGGGGCCGUUACCUGCGGGCUGGGAGGGGGUGGUGUCCGUUGCCCCGCUCCCCGGCCUCAUCCUGCCCUCUGUGGUGAGGGGAUCCCGUUAACCCUCGUUAGAAACCCGGAUGUCUUGAUGGGAAACUCCGAAUGAUUGUCUCCGGCACAGCAAGGGCUUCAGAUGGGGCCGCCUCUUCCCUUCCCUUCUCUUUCCCCCGCCUUUUGAGCCCUGUAUACAAUGAAAUCAAGUUUUUCAGAUGCACAUUUUGCCCUCCUGCAUCCCUGCUCCUUUAUUUAGGCUUACUGGUCGUGGGAAAAAGCGGAAUGGUUUUAAUCUGUUUAUUCCCUGUCUGUGAAUGAAAAAGGAGGUUUUGCUGCUCCUCAGCCUUAGAGGGGAAGGGAUUUGUUGGGUGACAGAUCUCGUUGCUCCCCCCUUGGGCUGUGGUGUUUUGCUUUGACAGUAGGACGCUUAAACUCCCCACUGGUGCAUCCUCAGCAAGUUCCUGAGCAGGAGCUUUGAGCUGCCUUUGGGAAUCCUCCGUGUUCCUUUGGACAUCAUCCAUGCUUCGUUACUCAUGGAGAGAGCGGGUGAUGCCACAAGGAGGUUUUCCAAGUGGACGUAUGAGUAGGAAUCUGAUUUUCUGGGAGCCCCACGUUAAAUUUCUCAUUCCCAGGUCAAAACGACUUCAGGAAUGCUCCUUAGAGGCGUCAUUUUGAGAGUGGUGUUCAAAGCGCACUGCAGUCAGCUCUUCACAGGAGCUGUUUGUCUUCAUUACUAAUUCAAAUUGCCACUGUGUGUUUUGGAUGAUGGUGGUGCCUGGAAAUGUGCCGGUCAUACAGCAGGAUCAUGCUUUCGAGCCAGCCUUAGGACGAGACUCCAUGGAGAACUCAGCCAUGGGCCCUGCCACGGCACCGGCACCCCAGGAGGUGGGUGCGGAGCUGGCGGAGGUGCGGAAGCUGAGGGAGCUGGUGAGGAGGCUGGAGAUAGAGAACCAGCACCCCAGGACCAAGAGCAGCAGGAGUGUGCUUGGGACAGUGCAGAGUGAGCUCCAUACUGUUGUGGAUAACCAUGGCUCUGGUCUUAAUGGGAUGGAGAUUAAUAACAGCAUCAAUGCCAUCACCGAGAAGCAGGAAUUGCAAAUCAUGGCGGAUCUGCGCAGCCAACUAAGCAAGAUAAGGAAAGAGGCAGGAGAUAACAACUGCUUCACAAAAGAUAUAGAUGCCCAAAUGCAGUAUAGUAGCAGCAGUGCCACUGAGGAAUUGUCUUCCAGCGUGUGUAAGGUGGAAGUGAAGGAUGAUGGUGACAUGAGGUGUUCCUCACGUACAGCCACGAGUGAUAGUACAGAGCUGAUGGGAAACGUGGUCCUUGCUGGUAUUGAUUCCUCAGUUAAAACAAACGAACAAAAUCCCAGUCAGAAAUGCAGAGAAUCAGAAAGUCUGUCCAAUGACAUGGAUCUGGAUGAAGUCAAAGUGUUAGAACUUGAAAACUGCAACGAAGAAGAAGACUGCUGGCUCUACGUAUCCCCGAGGAAAUCUGUGGAUCAGAAAACAGCCUCACCUUUAAAAUGGUGCCGGCAGGUGCUGGAUAACCCCAGCCCCGAGACAGAGGUGGCCUGUCGGACUCUGCUGAGCAGACUUGAUCAAGCCAGUAGAUGGAAAAACCUGUAUUGCAGUCCGCUGGCAUCACCAAGCACCCAUAAUCUGAAUACAGAGCCAGGCUCCUGUAGCAAUGCACUAAACUCUCCCGGGCAUCUCAAAUCGACUAACAAAGCACUACUAACCUGUGGCAGCUCAGGUUAUCUGAGCAUGCACUCUGCACUGAGCUCUCAGUCAUCUGUGGACAGCGAGCUGAGUACAUCUGAUGACUCCAUCUCUAUGGGAUAUAAACUGCAGGACUUGACUGAUGUCCAGGUCAUGGCACGCCUUCAGGAAGAAAGCCUCCGUCAGGAUUGUGCCUCCAGCUCUGCAUCUGUGUCCCGGCGCAGCUCCAGCGCCUCCCUUCACUCCCUGCGCAGAGGGACCUACAGCGACCAGGAGUUCGACACGUACAGCCUGGAGGAUGAGGAUGACUACGACUGCUCCCUGUCGUACCGCAGCGCGCACAGAUACUCACCCUCUCCGCUCAGUUCACCCCGAUGUCAGUCCCCUUCCUCCAGUGCAGAUUACAGCAGGUCAUCCACAUCCCGGAUCCGUCCCCCAAGGAGAUCUGUGCAAAGUCCCAUGCAGGACCGGCUCAAGUAUGCCAACAGUGAGGAGGAGAUGAGGCACAGCAUGCCCAACCUGGCCAGGACCAGCCUCCGCUCCUUGGAGUCUGUAAGGAGCAGUCGGAGCUUGGAGUCAGAUCUGCAGGUGCCAAGCAGCCGAAUUCCCAGAACCCAGCAGCGGUCAGCAGGUCUGGCUCCCAGUAAGCUCAGGUAUUCCUCCAGUGCUGGGCAGUCUCCCUUGACAGUGCGACAGCCGAUGAAGGCAGGGUCAUGCACAAACUCUCUCCUCACACCCAGGCAGCCAGUGAAAGCCUGCAGUUACACAGGCCCUGUCAGUGGAGUUCGAAAGCCACAGGCAUCUUCACAGCUCCACGCAGGCUCUUCCAGCAGCACUUGCACUACCAGAAGCAGCAACAUGGUCACUGUGGCAAAAAACUCCCCCAUCAAAGCCCGCACGUCUGUUGGGGGGAUCUCGGUGCCCAAGAACAAGCCAACACCGCCAUCCAGGAGGUUUCUACAGUCAGCACAGACCACAGAGGACGAUUCCUGGAAGGAUGGGUGCUACUGACAACCCAACACCCCUGUGAAGCAGACCCCAGCUGGCUGGGCAUGCAAUGGAACUCCAGAGACCCAUCACAUUGCAGACUGAUGUAUAUAGCUCCCCUCCUCUUGACACAGACUGUCCUCACCCUGUCACCUGCCGAGAGCCCGACCUCACAGCAGCAGAACAGACAACUCCUUUGCUGUGUUCCCACUGCUGUAAACGUUAACUGCAACACAAGUCUUCACAGGAAGACUGCAAAUAGCCUUAUCUCCUUCAAACCUCCACUGCAGCCCUUGGGAAGGUUUGUCACAGCAGCACUCUGGGACCUGCUCUGGAGGGUGCUGGCUUCAGCAGGCUGCUGGGGUCCGGGGCGCAGCUUGGAGCUGUCGCUGUGUUGUUCCACAGCAUCAGCAGCAGCUCGGGGAGACUAGAACUAGGUAUAGAGAUGUUAGAAGUGACUUUCCAAACUCAGCCUCGUGUUCUCGACUCUGUCUGAAACUCACGUUUUUUGGUUCGAUUUUUUGGUUUUUACUUCUGUAUAGAAUGUGUUCCUGCUCCUUUUUAUUGUUUGUUCUAGAAGACAAAGCAGGGUUUUAUAACUGUAGUAACACUUCAAGCUGUUGUGGUCAACGUGCGUCACCGUUCACAAGUGAAGGAGCAGUACACAAUAUUUGUGUGGGUUUGUGAACAGGCAGUUGCAGGGACAGAGGCUGCUCUUUAAAACCUGCUGUUCAGCAGCAUCUGAACUCAGAUGAAAAGUUGACUACCAGUUAAAAGUGAACUUCUUAACAAUAACCCUCCCUGCCUGAUCUGAAUGGAAGUGUUUCCUCUUCCACCCAGCUCCCACCUGCCCUGGGUUUUGUAGCAGUUUUCUACUGUCUCUUUGGUUAUGAAGGAUUCUGUUCCAGUGUCUUCUUCCUCAGCAAGUGCUGGAUGCUCUGAAUGCAGUCUUAGUACAGGAAACAUGCACUGAUAGCAAUGUUCUCCCUGCCAUCAAUGUGAUUUUGAUAGUGUAGUUUAAUAAAACGUUAUGGUGCUGAAAUAGAUCUGUUUUAUUCAAACUGA
Molecule: messenger RNA, 3795 nt
Organism: Pezoporus occidentalis (night parrot)
Lineage: Eukaryota; Metazoa; Chordata; Aves; Psittaciformes; Psittacidae
Product: SLAIN motif-containing protein-like
Exons: 9
Coding region: 787-2754 (655 amino acids)
Biological process (GO): cytoplasmic microtubule organization; positive regulation of microtubule polymerization; microtubule nucleation
Cellular component (GO): microtubule plus-end
Source: RefSeq, a predicted model, not a curated record